UAAGCUGGGGAGAGGGGGGGAGCGCCUGCCCUCGCGUCUGUCCCUCCAGGUGCCCGGCUCCGCGUGCGGGCACUGCAGCUCUGGACAGCUGCAGGGGAGGAUCAGUGCAGAAUGAAAAUGCAGCUCCUGGGGUUGGUGUUCUGUUUGGUCCUUGGGACCUUGCAGUGCGAGGCGUUCAAAGGGAAGCUGGCAGCUGUGGAUCCCGAAACAAAUAUGAAUGUGACUGAAAUUAUCUCUUACUGGGGAUUCCCUAGUGAGGAACACUACGUUGAGACAAAAGACGGCUAUAUUCUCUGCCUUCACCGAAUCCCUCAUGGGAGGAAGAAUCGUGCUGACAAAGGUCCUAAGCCAGUUGUGUUCCUGCAGCAUGGCCUGCUGGCCGAUUCCAGUAACUGGGUCACAAACCUUCCCAACAACAGCCUGGGCUUCUUCCUGGCGGACGCGGGUUUUGACGUGUGGAUGGGGAACAGCAGGGGAAACACCUGGUCUCGGAGACACAAGACUUUAUCCCCUUCUCAGGACGAAUUCUGGGCUUUCAGUUAUGAUGAGAUGGCAAAUUAUGACCUAUCAGCUUCCAUUAACUUCAUUCUGAAUAAAACCGGCCAAGAACAAGUGUAUUACGUGGGUCAUUCUCAAGGCACCUCAAUAGGUUUUAUAGCAUUUUCACGGAUUCCCGAGCUGGCCAGAAAGAUUAAAAUGUUUCUUGCCCUGGCUCCUGUGGCUUCAAUCAAGUUCUCUACUAGCCCUCUAAAUAAAUUAGGAGGCUUUCCAGAUUUUCUCUUCAAGGUACUUGAACUCUCCCCAACCCCCCCUUGAGCCCCACCAACAACA
This is a messenger RNA of Lynx canadensis (Canada lynx), 831 nucleotides long. Its product is annotated as lysosomal acid lipase/cholesteryl ester hydrolase-like. The transcript is spliced from 6 exons. NCBI's taxonomy places the organism in Eukaryota, Metazoa, Chordata, Mammalia, Carnivora, Felidae. Gene Ontology annotation, cellular component: intracellular membrane-bounded organelle. Gene Ontology annotation, molecular function: sterol ester esterase activity. The record is from RefSeq and is a predicted model, not a curated record. Bases 112 to 816 code for a protein of 234 amino acids. Gene Ontology annotation, biological process: sterol metabolic process.